UAAUGCUUAUGAAACUAUUGGAUAAACGACUUCUAGUGAAGGCAGCCAUUGCUCCUAAAACUCAUGAGGCCCACUUUUUACUUAACCCUGCCAGUGUUGGCCAACAUUCUGACCGCGUGUGCAGCCUACACUUUGAGGAGCUCCGUCUCCUGGGCAGUCUCCUCCAACCACGUGGAGGCCGACCUGUCGGAAGAAGUCGCCCCGUCUUUGCUGGUGGACGGCGGCGGGCUGUGGAAGCAGGCGUAUCCGGCAGGCAUAGAUGAGACUCCCGGGGAGAAAGUGGAGCCAGAGGGCGACUCCAGUGCGGCGGCGAAGAGCCCCGCUCGCCUUUUUUCCUAUCGGACGGAGACGGUUCAGGUGGGGAGGGGUGGUCCUCCACCGCACCAGGAAACGGCGAGAACGGCCAGAUACAUCGCUCACAGCAGCGACUGGGGUUCCCUCGCCACCAUUUCUAGCCAAGACAAGAUCAAAGGUCUUCCUUUUGGGAACAUUUUCUCCAUCAGUGAUGGACCACUGGACAACAGCACAGGCGUCAUCUAUUUUUACAUGACACCUAUGGACAACACCGUAACCGACCUGAAAAUAAACCCUUAUGCUUCCAUCACUUUCUCAGAGGCUGAGAGUGAUUUCUGCAGACAAAUGAUCUAUGAGGCAGAGGACCCCAGAUGUGCUCGACUCACGCUUACAGGCAAGAUGGUGGAGGUGGCCCCAGAGGAGCUGGCUUUUGCCAAGGAGGCCAUGUUCUCCAGGCAUCCGGUGAUGGCAAAGUGGCCCGUGGGACACAAAUGGUUCUUCAUGAAGCUGGAGCUGAUCCAAGUGUGGCUGCAGGACUGGAUAGGAGGCACGUCGCUCAUUCCUCUAGAAGAAUACUUCAAAGCUUCCCCUUUUUAAGAUUCGCUGCAUUAUGAAAAAGAAAUUCUCAUCUAAGGGACACGCAUCAGUGUCUGUCAAAUUUUCAAUUUAGUGUGCUACGGUGAAGGUCGCCAGAAUGCAAAAUGGAAGUACGAGUAGAAAGGGAUGCUGGAACCAGAAAGGGUACCAAGGCCAACACUGAAGACUCUUCUGUCACAGAAGCCUUGAUCUUCUCCCUUCUUGUCGUCUUCCAUAAUCAUGUUCCUUAAUUAAAUGCAUAGCCUACUUGGACUGUCUGCUGAGGGGUGGGGUGGUG
Messenger RNA from Syngnathus acus (greater pipefish), 1168 nucleotides. RefSeq names its product cellular repressor of E1A-stimulated genes 2 (gene creg2). The transcript has 4 exons. The record is from RefSeq and is a predicted model, not a curated record. The coding region runs from base 64 to 891 and encodes 275 amino acids. Lineage: Eukaryota; Metazoa; Chordata; Actinopteri; Syngnathiformes; Syngnathidae.